AUGAGUUGCCGCGGAAUAACUAAAUUUCUACGAGUCCCAAGGUUGUUGUCUCUUCCAACUUGCUCCUCAAGUACUACUGCGGCUUUUGAUGUAAAUACACCAUUUGGCAUAGUUUUGGACAUCGAUGGAGUGCUGCUGCGCGGCCGUGAUGUUCUCCCACGAGUCCCCGAUGCUUUUCGCCUUAUAACAGAUGAAAAGGGCAACUUUAAAAUUCCUACGGUUUUUCUGACAAACGGUUCAAAUUCUUUACGGGCAGCUAAGGCGAAUUCACUCUCACAGCAUUUAAAAGUUGAAAUACGAGCUCAACAAGUCGUGAUGGCUCACAGUCCUUUGCGAAUGUUCACACAAUUCCACGAUAAGAAGGUGCUUGUGGUAGGACAAGGUCCUGUUAACACAAUUGCUCAAAAUCUUGGCUUCAAGCAAAUCAUAACUUUGGAUGAUUUGCGCACGCUUUUCCCACAUCUUGAUUGUGUCGAUUUCUCGAGAAGAAAAUUUGAUGAGCUUAACUGGCAUCCGCCAGAAGAUUUCCGACCGAUUGAGGCUAUCGUAUUGCUUGGUGAACCUCUUCAUUGGGAAUCUGCACUUCAGCUUUUGCUUGAUGUUUUGAUCACUGGUGGUGAUCCAGCCAGUCUUCAAUACAAACGCGGGAGCAUUCAAUAUCCAAAUUUACCACUUCUUGCAUGUAACGUUGAUAUGGUUUGGAUGGCGGAAAAGGGAGUAAACUUACCAAGAAUUGGGCAUGGUAGUUUCUUGACUUGCCUUGAGGCGAUGUAUGGAAAAUUAACGGGAAGGGAUCUUCGGUACACGGCUGUUUUGGGUAAACCAACUGAGGUUUCUUACUUGCAUGCUACGCAUUGCUUACAAGAUAUGGCUAACGAUCUGCAACAACCCCCACCUAAAGCGGUUUACGUAAUUGGAGAUAAUCCGUUAUCUGAUAUACUUGGCUCUAACCUUUAUAAUCGUUAUCUACAACACGGCGGGAAAGGAAGAUUUGAUCAUUACAACUUGGAUACACUCGAAGAUGAUGGCCCGGCCUCGCAACGGACGCGAGAAAAUGUAGACGAAUGCAUUAGUGUUUUAGUUGAAACCGGUGUUUAUCGCGAGGGUUGCAAGAUUAAUGGAACUGUAAUGCCGAUCAGUAAACUUGUUCAAGAACUUUCAGUCAAGGAGCGUGAAAUGCUUGAGAAACCCGAUUUUGUGGAGAAGGACCUUUAUUCAGCAAUUCGAAUGAUCAUAAACAGAGAGCAGUGGAGGGAU
Mesorhabditis belari is the source of this 1257-nucleotide messenger RNA. The record is from the annotation of a GenBank genome assembly. NCBI's taxonomy places the organism in Eukaryota, Metazoa, Nematoda, Chromadorea, Rhabditida, Rhabditidae.